This is a messenger RNA of Brienomyrus brachyistius, 1951 nucleotides long. It is a transcript of the gene sdr16c5b, whose product is annotated as short chain dehydrogenase/reductase family 16C, member 5b. Lineage: Eukaryota; Metazoa; Chordata; Actinopteri; Osteoglossiformes; Mormyridae. Gene Ontology annotation, cellular component: lipid droplet. The record is from RefSeq and is a predicted model, not a curated record. The transcript is spliced from 8 exons. Gene Ontology annotation, molecular function: oxidoreductase activity, acting on the CH-OH group of donors, NAD or NADP as acceptor. The coding region runs from base 153 to 1181 and encodes 342 amino acids.
UAGUCGUGACCAAGGGCGAGGCCCUCCUCCACCUGAAAAAUGUUAUUGGUUAUUUUUCCUGCAUAUACGGAGUAUUGUGUUGCACCUGGCCUGGACGUUACAAGGGUACACCCACGCACACGGGCAAUUUGGUAACUCCAAUUAACCUCGGCAUGUUUUUAUACUGUGGAGGAAAAGGGAAUACCCGGAGGAAACUCCACGAUGACACAAGGAGAAAAUGUCAACUCCACGCAACGAGCCGGCAGAUCCUUCAGGCUUUUACGAUGAACUUCUUCCUGGAGACCCUGAUGUUGGUAAUCCUUAGCCCAUAUUACUACAUAGAGGCGUUUGUUAAAUUAUUUAUCCCGACGCGGAAGAAGAGUGUGGCCGGAGAGACGGUAUUGAUCACAGGUGCCGGUAACGGCAUCGGACGGCUCAUGGCGCUGGAGUUUGCCAGCAUGGGGGUCACCCUAGUUCUGUGGGAUAUCAACAAGGAGGGUAACAAAGAAACGGCCAAGCUGGUAAAGGAGAAGGGUGCGAAGCGAGUGCACACAUACAUCUGCGACUGCAGCGAUAAGGACGAGGUCUACAGGGUGUCGGAUCAGGUGAAAAGAGAAGUCGGUGAUGUUUCUAUCCUUAUAAACAACGCUGGGAUUGUAACGGGCAAGAAAUUCAUGGACGCUCCAGACAGCCUCAUCAUAAAAACCGUUGAAGUGAACACCAUGGCCCAUUUCUGGACCUAUAAGGCUUUCCUUCCGGCGAUGGUAGCCAAUAACCACGGACACCUGGUCAGCAUUGCCAGCUCUGCGGGACUGAUUGGUGUCAACGGAUUGGCAGAUUACUGUGCCAGUAAGUUUGCGGCUGUGGGUUUUGCUGAGUCUGUGGCCUUGGAGCUGCUGGCCACUGGCAAGAGCGGCGUAAAGACCACCAUCGUGUGCCCCUUCUUCAUCAACACCGGCAUGUUUGACGGCUGCGACACCAAGUGGCCUCGGGUGCUGCCAAUUCUGGAUCCGAACUACGUAGCCAAGAAGAUUGUCAACGCCAUACUGACCGAGCAGGUGCACCUCUACUUGCCCAGGAGUUUGUACUUCAUGAUGGCUUUGAAAAACCUGAUGCCGACGAAGCUGGGAGUCCUGCUGGGUGAUUACCUCGGCGCCUUCCACUUCAUGGAUGCCUUCAAAGGGCAUGAGAAGAAGGAGUGACCCGCCAGAAUUCCAGAACACCCAAACUGUCCUGGAUGUGGAAUGCAUGAAAUGCAGCGUACGCCCCCCCAUACACAAUAUCCCUCUAUAUGCUAAAUUAUGUAACUAUAUUAUAUGUUUGUAUGCUAUUAUUGUUUUUAAGAAUGUAAAGGAAUGUAAUCGAAUCCAGCUUCAGCACGGUUUACAUUUCUUUUUAAUCGAAAGACUUGACUGUUUUUAAUCCAUAAAGCCUUAACUCCAACAUUCUGAGAUGUAUGAACGUGCGUGCGUGUGCGUGUAUGUAAAUGUUUCAAAGUAUUACCCUUAUUGAUUUGGGGAUGUAACUGAAGACGGGAGGCUUGUUAAAUCAAAGUGGGAUUUUAAUCGCUUUGUGUGUGUUGGGAGACCGGAUUACACUGUAAAGGGAGCCAGAUGUUUUUGAUUUGAAGGAGCGUAGAAUGAUAAGUGGUAAUUGUUGAAGGAUGCCUAGCAUUUCAGUGUUUGUAGUACGAGCCUCUGGUUUUUGAAUGUAUUAUUGUUUUACCUUUAGUCUGUCAAUCGAAUAACGUGUUUUCCCCCUGGAAAUGCAAAAUGUUUCAUGUCUAUAGCUGGCAUUAGUCUUUUGAUUGUUGUUCACAGCAAAGAAUGUCUGUAUAUAUCAUUAAUCCAACAUGGUGACAGAGGCGGUACCGCUGUGUUCACAACAUUAAGUACUUGUGUUUUUGCUUGAAAUGUCCAAGUAAAUCUGUCUGCAUAAAAAUAUAGAAAUACAAACACUGUAUAACCAAUGA